CUAGAUACAAAAUGCUGGUUCAUGUGCGAACCCAUACAAAUGAAAAGCCUCACCACUGCCUAGAAUGUGAUAAAAGUUUCAGUCGCGCCGAAAACCUCAAAAUUCACGCUAGAUCACACACUGGUGAACGCCCCUACGUCUGUACGGUCGAAGGUUGUGGAAAAAGAUACUCCAACUCCUCGGAUCGUUUCAAGCAUACCAGAACCCACGCCGUAGAUAAACCUUACUGCUGCAAGGUCCCAGGUUGCCCAAAGCGUUAUACUGACCCCUCAUCGCUCCGUAAACAUGUCAAAACUUAUCGUCACUAUGCCAAUAACAACGACAAAAUCCAAGAGAAAAGUUUUGACGAAAAUAAUAGUAGUCAAGAGUCAAAAUUCGAUGUAUCCUCCGAGGAACGAAGCAGUCGAGAAUCAGACAAAAAAGACUCGAGUAUGGAAAGUACAAUGACAAUAUCUUCUUCAGUGAGUCCGAGAGGUAGUUUGAGUUUCGAAGAGCAACGGAAAUUCGUGAAAUGGAACAACAUGUACAAUAUCCAAAGGCCUGAAGAACAGGAAUAUCUCACAUCGCCUGAGAGCUAUAAUUACGAAAUGAAAUCAUUUCCCAGAAUUUUUGAAGAAGCCAUCAGUACUACCGAAAGAAUUUCCAAUUCAUUGUUUCCUGGCCACGUCAUCGAUGACCAACCAAUCUCAACUUUACGAGACGAAGUUCCUCAUCAUAUCCCGAGGAUUACGACGCAGUCGACGCCAAUCAAAAUCGAGGACAAUUGUCAGUCCAAAGUUAUAGUAGACUACACAAAAAUCGAAUCAAUUAUGAACAGUACACCAUACAAAAAGGAAAACCCAGUGAGACAUUCCGUUAUCAAACGAGCUGAUAAUUUCAUGAAGAUGGAUAUAUCGGAGAAGCCCAAACAUGAAAAUGAGAAGGAGCCAUGCUGCUGUCGUCAUGCUUGCUGCAUCCACAAUAAUGAUCUUUCAGAGAAGACAAAAUUCUUGUCGAAUCUCAUUAUGCAGACGCAGAAUCCUUUAUUUAAGCAACUCUUGGGAUCUGUUGAUUUGAAAUAUGAACUGCAAAACAUGUGGACCAACGUCGAUUUUCGUGAGAGGAUGGGACCGGAUCUUAAAGUGAAAAGUCAGGGAGUUACCGAGAUGGAACAAGUUAUUCCACUCGACUUAACAAUGCACAAAUAAUCGGUCUAUCAGAGCCAAAUAUAUUUUUUAUGCACUUCGUUUUUUCUUCGCCAUGUAAUAGAUUAAUUAUUCAUGUUUACCUAAUCAAUAUCCGGAGUCCUAGCUGGUCUACGUCAUCGUUUCUCGUGUUCGGUUCUCUACGAAUGCCUCGGGAAAUGAUUACCUGAAGUUCGGUUUCUAUUCUCAAACUUUUGUCCCUUCAUCUCUUCUACUGUUCAAUUAUUGUUUUUUUCAUUUCCAUACGACGCAAUGAGAGAGUGAAUGCUCGAGAAGAAUACUUUAACUUGACUGCAAUACCAAAAAUAAUUAUUAAAAUUGUAUUUAAACAAUUGCUAUAAAAAAAUCAAAUAGAUUUCAUUUCGAUGGGACAGAAGUAUCAGAAUUUUGUUCAAAUUGUUCUUCUUAUUUUAACCAAGUUAAGUUUGCCAAUCGACCCACAUUUCUUCACUGAAAGUCCCUUUAUUUGUAUCAUACAUCGAUGCUAAGGAAAAUUUUUACAAAGAUUGGUCUGUUAAUCGGUGUACAUAAAAUGGAUGAUUGAGGAAUGCUCUUUAUGCCGUAACACGCAAAAUCAAUUUACUUAUGAGAAAUGUGCUCUGCUUUAUUUUUGGAAGAAUCAACACUCAGUGCAUGAAUUGAUCAAUUGAUCAAUUAAUGUAUCAAUCAAUGUAUAUAAAAACCAUGAACAUCUAUGGCA
Messenger RNA from Diachasma alloeum, 1884 nucleotides. RefSeq names its product zinc finger protein ZIC 3. Gene Ontology annotation, cellular component: nucleus. Gene Ontology annotation, biological process: regulation of transcription by RNA polymerase II; smoothened signaling pathway. The record is from RefSeq and is a predicted model, not a curated record. Gene Ontology annotation, molecular function: RNA polymerase II cis-regulatory region sequence-specific DNA binding; DNA-binding transcription factor activity, RNA polymerase II-specific. Lineage: Eukaryota; Metazoa; Arthropoda; Insecta; Hymenoptera; Braconidae.